Ceratotherium simum simum (southern white rhinoceros) is the source of this 2395-nucleotide messenger RNA. RefSeq names its product transcription elongation factor A like 4 (gene TCEAL4). The record is from RefSeq and is a predicted model, not a curated record. NCBI's taxonomy places the organism in Eukaryota, Metazoa, Chordata, Mammalia, Perissodactyla, Rhinocerotidae.
AAGCUCACGUGAUCGCCUGGGCGCAGAUGUGGGCACCAGUCCGGGUGCCCGCCCUGCCUCCCCGCCGUCCGACCCGGAGCUGUCUGCGAGCUCCUAAUUGUUGCUCCAGGUUCUUUCAGGUCUGCGCGUCUGCUGUUCUCAGCACUCUGCUAGGCUAGAAAAGGAGGAGGAACCUGUCCAGAAUUCCCGCAGGACAGGAAAAGGAGGGGAAAUCUCAACAUGGAAAAACUCUGCAAUGAAAAUGAAGAAAUGCCUGAGAACCAAGGAAAGAUGGAAAAAAAAGAACAGCCACUGGAUACGGGAAAGCCGGAAGUAGCUUGUAGUCUGGAAGACAAGGAAAAGUUAGAAAAGGAGAGAAAGACAGAUCACAAGGGAAAGACAGAAGAUGAGGAAAUACUAAAGGAUAAGGAAAAGCAAGAGAGUGAGGCAAAGCCAAAAGAAGAAGGAAAAGCAGAGAGCCAGGGAAAGGCAGAGAGCCAGGGAAAGCCAAAAGAAGAAGGACAGCCAGUCAGCGAACCAAGGGCUGCAGGAAAGCGCCCAGCUGGGGAUGAUGUACCCAGGAAAGCCAAAAGAAAAACCAACAAGGGGCUGGCUCAGUGCCUCAAGGAAUAUAAGGAGGCCAUACACGAUAUGCAUUUGAGCAAUGAGGAGAUGAUAAGAGAAUUUGACGAGAUGGCUAGGGUGGAGGAUGAGGUGAAGAAAACCAGACAGAAAUUGGGGGGGUUUAUGUGGAUGCAAAAAAGCUUACAGGACCCCUUCCACCCAAGGGGUCCAAGGGAACUCAGGGGUGGCUGCAGGGCCCCACAAAGGGGCUUUGAAGACAUUCCUUUUGUGUAGUGCCCUGGCCAGUAGGUGCCAGGCCCUGUGCUUUAACCUUAGGCUGAUGCUUUACUUUAGGUGUCACUCUUGUUACCCAACUGCAGCCCUCUAUGUUUCAGUAGCAGAUUUUCAUCCAUUGCAUGGCAAAAUGUUUAUGGUGCAUUGUAAAAUUAAAAAGAAAACAGUUUGCAGAACCAUAUAUACGGCAUCAGUCCGUUUUUGUAAAACUACCAAGAUAUUUAGCUAGUGAUCUAUGUACAGAAAAAAUUCUAAAAGCCGUGUCCACUAAAAGAUGAACAGUGGUUAUCUGUGGGUGAUUUUUUUUUCCUGUUCUUUUUUUGUUCAACAUAUUUCUCCUAAAAAACACAGAUCACUUUUGUCAUAACAACAAUGAAAGAUAAAAAAUAGAAAAACAAUAUAUACCAAGCAAUCAAAAUAACUGUUAAGUGAGCUUAUGAAGGCAGUGGAGGGACUUAAAAUUCUUGGUGUCAGGAUGUAAAAUGAUCCAUAAAACUCCGAUUACCUCUGAGACUCAAAGCUGGAGGAAUCAACCUGGCGGUGAUUACAGACCCAUUGCUGUAAGGACAGUCUUGUCAUCUGUGAAAUGGGGAUCAAACUUGCCUUCCAGGGCUGUGGAGAAGAUCAGAUGAGGUAUCGAGUGUGUGAACUGCAUUGGGCCGGCUCCUGCCCUGUCCCCUGCACUUGCAGGACCAGAACCCCGUCAGACGUUUGGGGGAGGGCUGAGGGGGCUCUCACCUGUCCCAAGGAAUAAGUCCAGACAGCUGAAAGGUGGGUGCCACUCUCCCCUGGGUAAUACCAUGACUGAGGACACUGUGCCUCUUCUCAUGGGUCCUGCACCCUCUUAAGGCCCCCAUUGCUACUGGUGGGCUGGAGACCAUGAUGGACUAAAGCAAUACAGUGUCUCAACAGAGGGGUGGAGAAUUCUUCUCUACCCACAUCAGAGCUACCCUAACUCAGGUGGGUAGUACAGAGUUGUCACUUGGGCCUUGAUAUUUUAUAAAGUUCUUAUAAAACACCCCUUUCCAAGUUUUUUGUUGGUUUGUGUGUGUGUUUGCAUAUAGCCAUCUCCACUGGAUUUAGAUACUAGAGAUUGAGCCAAGAGAAAAAUCUGAGUGACCAGGUGCUAUGCUGUUCUCACCUGUUAAUCCCCUGUCUGCUGAGACUUUUUUCUUAGAAGGAGUUGUCUCCCAGGAAAUUCCUGUUAAGCCCUGCCUUACCAUUUCAACAGACCCAUCUACCUAUGUGCUUUUUUUUUUCCUGGCUCUUCAUUAGCCUUUUAUUUGCUUAUAGAGUUUUUUUAAAUAAACCUUUGUUUUAGGACAGUUGUAGAUUUGCAGAAUUAUUGCAAAAGUAGUACAGAUUUUCUAUAUACCCCAAACCUAGUAUCCCCUAUUAUUAACAUCUUACAUUAGUGUGGUGCAUUUGUCACAGUGAACCAUACAUUAUUAUUUACCAAAGUACACACUUUAUUCAGAUUUUCUCAGUUUUUCCCUAAUGUCCUUUUUCUGUUCCAGGAUCUCAUCCAGGUUACCAUCUUACAUUUAGUCGUCAUUUC